Coffea eugenioides is the source of this 1608-nucleotide messenger RNA. RefSeq names its product cell division cycle 20.2, cofactor of APC complex-like. The transcript is spliced from 5 exons. Gene Ontology annotation, molecular function: ubiquitin ligase activator activity; anaphase-promoting complex binding; protein binding. The record is from RefSeq and is a predicted model, not a curated record. The coding region runs from base 68 to 1441 and encodes 457 amino acids. Gene Ontology annotation, biological process: anaphase-promoting complex-dependent catabolic process; positive regulation of anaphase-promoting complex-dependent catabolic process; positive regulation of ubiquitin protein ligase activity. NCBI's taxonomy places the organism in Eukaryota, Viridiplantae, Streptophyta, Magnoliopsida, Gentianales, Rubiaceae. Gene Ontology annotation, cellular component: anaphase-promoting complex.
UGGAAAAUUUUCAUACGUUAAUUUUGAUCGUUAGCAUCUGUUGUCCCUCGAUGUGAGAAUUUCAAAUAUGGAUGCAGAGAAAAAGGACGAUCAUUUAAGAUUUCGUACUACAAAGAAUGAAGCAUUUCAGCGCAAAAGAAGCCGUUGUGAUGAAAACUUGGAUAGAUUCAUUCCUAAUCGCUCUGCUAUGGACUUUGAUUUUGCGCAUUAUAUGCUGAAUGGAGGAAAGGUUACGAGGGAAACUGAUAGUAGUACAAAUUCGCCAUGUUGUUCUCCAUCAAAAGAAGCUUAUCGGAAGCACCUUGCAGAUAUCUUUAACAUGAACAGGACAAGGAUUCUUGCUUUCAGCAAUAAGCCCCCAUCUUCUGUGGAGAAAAGCUUUGAAGAACCAGCUUUUUUAUCCAAAAAACCAGUCAAGAGGAGGAGGAUCCCUCAGGUAGCAGAAAGGACCUUGGAUGCUCCUGAUAUUACUGAUGAUUAUUAUCUGAAUUUGUUGGAUUGGAGCACCAGCAACGUGAUUGCUGUCGGUCUUGGGAAUUCUAUCUAUUUAUGGGAUGUAGAUACUGGAUCUGCUAUUCAUCUUGUGGAGAAUGAGGAAGACUUGGGACCAGUGACCAGUGUUAGCUGGGCACCAGAUGGGAAGCAUCUUGCUGUUGGCUUGAACAAUUCACAGAUUCAAAUAUGGGACUCUGAGUCUUCCCGCUUGGUGAGGAUAUUGCGAGAAGGACACAGAGCAAGGGUUUGUUCACUCGAUUGGAAUAAUUAUGUUUUGACAACAGGAGGCAUGGACAGUAUGAUCAUAAACAAUGAUGUCAGAAUUAGAUCCCAUAUUAUUGGGACUUACAGGGGGCAUACUCAAGAGGUUUGUGGGUUGAAAUGGUCUUCUUCAGGACAGCAAUUAGCAAGUGGGGGGAAUGAUAAUUUGCUCCAUAUAUGGAGCAUAUCAAUGGCUUCUCCUUCUUCAUCUUCUGGUUCUCGAAAUCCAUGGAUCCACCGCUUUGAAGACCAUACAGCUGCAGUAAAGGCCCUUGCCUGGUGUCCGUUUCAAAGUAACCUGCUAGCAUCUGGUGGCGGCAUGGGCGAUCACUCCAUAAAGUUCUGGAAUUUCAACACUGGAGCAUGCUUGAACUCAGUGAAUGCAGGUUCACAGGUCACUUGUUUGCUUUGGAACAGACAUGAACGCGAGAUUUUGAGCUCUCAUGGGAUGAAUGAUAACCAACUCACUCUGUGGAAGUAUCCUUCCAUGACUAGGAUUGCUGAGCUUCAGGGUCAUACAUCUAGAGUGCUCUCUAUGGCUCAGAGUCCAGACGGAUACACUGUUGCAAGUGCAGCUGCAGACGAAACACUACGAUUCUGGAAUGUAUUUGGAUCUCCUGAAGUGGCUAAGCCUAAACGUGAGGCAACGACAGAGCCAUUUCCUGACAUUCCGCGCAUCAGAUAGUUCUAGUUGCUAUAUACGGUGGAAUUUGUAUAGAACAAUUUUGUAUAGGCAAUUUCCUGUCACCUUGCCUGCAUAAGAUAAAAGACCUGCUAAACGUUGUAAUAUUGGAUUUUGAAUGGGUAGGGAAAGUUCCAUUGAAGCAACAAGGAGAAUUGUCUCCAAUUCUA